UAUGCCAAAAUCUAGCCGAUCUCAAAUUAGAGCGGCGAGAAGAGCGUCCGAAAUUGCUAAACAACGACGACAGAUUAAUAAACUAUCCAAUCAUUUAAAUGAAGAAACACCCGUACUUCUAAAUGAAAAUCAAUUAAGUAGGAAUAGCGGAGGACACAAAGAGUCAGAAAAAGUAGUUGAAACAAUUAUUGAACUGCCAGAAGGCAAAGAUUUUACAAUUCAUGCAGAGCGUGAAGAAGGAGAGUUCAAAUCACUUCAUAUUAAAGAAAAGGAAAAGAAUUCCAAUUGUGACAAUUGCUUUAAAUUAAAGCAAACCAUUAAGGCUUUAAGACGCAAAAUAUUACAUAUUCAAGCAUUAUCGUCUAAGAAACCACGAGAAAAGAAGAGGUAUGAAAUUUAUACUGAUAUGAAAAUUGUCUGGAAAACUGACAGUCUACUAGCGGUGAAGCGUAAAGAUAAAACUCAAUACUACAUGAAAAUUGGAAUACCUCAGAAAGUUUCAAAGAGGAAAGCAUCAAAUGACUGUUGGUCAGAAUAUAUGCACAAACUUUUACAAAUAGCCAGUGGAUCUAUUCAGGAAAAUGAAAUGGCCAUGGUUUUGAGUAACUAUAUAAAACAGCAUAGAUCUUUAGCCGAGAUUGCUAUUGCCGAAGCCAGUAUGAAAUUAUUUAAGAAGUUAGACGUUGAAUCGUCAGUAAAGCUUAAACAAGAAAUGGAUUGGUCAUCUUGGAAAGUGAGAAAAUUUCGAAAGCUGCUGUCUGAGAGAGGAAUCAAAAAUUUUCUAGCCAGUGAAAAAUCUAUGUCUGAAUAUGAGAGAACUAGGCCGAAACAAAUAAGAAAACCCAUGGAAUUGGAACCUUCUCCCUAUACUGAAGUUAGUCAUGUACAUCCAUCUAACGAAGCAGUCAAGUCUUCGUGUACUUAUUGUCCUCCCCAAAUGCCAGCUUAUCAUAAUGCUCCACAGCAUUUCCAACGAAAUGCUCCUGUUCAUUUACCCCAAAUCGCUCAAGCCCUGCCACAUCAUAAUACAACAUGGACUAAUUCUCCUAUGGUGAACGGCUGGCAAACACCAACAAAUGACUGUCACCAUAAUUUUCACUUUAUUCCCAGUAAUCCUGGUCCUGAACAAUGGCAAUUUCCACACAGUGGUACUUUCUGGAAUCAACAUGUAUAA
Dimorphilus gyrociliatus is the source of this 1174-nucleotide messenger RNA. The record is from the annotation of a GenBank genome assembly. Lineage: Eukaryota; Metazoa; Annelida; Polychaeta; Dinophilidae.